This is a messenger RNA of Sus scrofa (pig), 10576 nucleotides long. NCBI's taxonomy places the organism in Eukaryota, Metazoa, Chordata, Mammalia, Artiodactyla, Suidae. The record is from RefSeq and is a predicted model, not a curated record.
AGCAACGCUAGUAGUUAUGCUGCGAGCCACAGGAGAAGUCCUCAGUUACUAUUUUUAGAUUGCCUCCUCACUGACUGUAGCCUCCAUGAGGGCAGGGACCAACACCUGGCUGACAUACAGUAGGUGCUCAGCUGUUUGUCCAUAGGGAUCCUGCUGCCUCUAGUGGGCUGGGCCCUAGGGGGCCUGAUGAGCUCAGGGUAGAUUAUCUGAUUAUCAGAUUGCUGACUAAGAAGGUAUCCGCCCCAGAGAGCCCCCAAGGCAGAGGGAGGGCAGGGGACCCAGGCCAAGAGGGGCCCCAGAAUCUUGCCUGUUGGCUGUGCCUGUAUCUCACUGCUGUCUUUUGUUUCCAUGUGCCGUUGCGGCGAUGGCUCCCCGACUUCUCCCUGACGGCUGUGUGACCCUAUGGCUGCAUCUGGCAACAUCAUGACAACAGAGAAGAGUUUAGUGGCUGAGGCUGAAAAUCCACAGCACCAACAACAGAAGGAAGAGGGUGAGGGAGUUACAAACUCGGGUCAACAGGAAACUCAGCUGGAAGAGGCUUCUCAAGCAGCAGCCGAGGGAGAUAAUCAGUGUGAGCAGAAGCUGAAAACGUCUAAUGGCGACACUCCAACACACGAAGACUUAACCAAGAACAGGGAGCGGACAUCAGAAAACAGGGGCUUGUCACGGCUGUUCUCCUCAUUUCUCAAAAGACCUAAAUCUCAGGUCUCUGAGGAAGAAGGCAAAGAAGUAGAGUCAGCUAAAGAGAAAGGUGAAGGAGGUCAGAAAGAGAUAGAAUUUGGCGCCAGUCUUGACGAAGAGAUCAUUUUGAAGGCCCCGAUUGCAGCUCCUGAACCUGAGCUCAAAACAGACCCAUCCCUUGAUCUUCAUUCUUUAAGCAGUGCAGAAACACAGCCUGCUCAGGAAGAACACAGGGAAGAUCUAGAUUUUGAGACUAAGGAAGGAGAAGGACUUGAAGAGUGCUCUAAAACAGACGUAAAAGAAGAAAGUCCUGAAUCAAAAGCAGAAAGAGAAUUAAAAUCUUCCCAGAAAUCCAUCAGAAGACACAGAAACAUGCAUUGCAAGGUUUCUUUGUUGGAUGACACAGUUUUCGAAUGUGUUGUGGAGAAACAUGCUAAGGGACAAGAUUUACUUAAACGAGUAUGUGAACACCUCAAUCUUUUGGAAGAAGACUACUUUGGUCUAGCCAUUUGGGAUAACGAAACCUCUAAGACAUGGCUGGAUUCUGCCAAAGAAAUAAAAAAGCAGGUUCGUGGUGUCCCUUGGAAUUUCACAUUUAAUGUAAAGUUUUAUCCACCUGACCCAGCACAGUUAACAGAAGAUAUAACAAGGUAUUAUUUAUGUCUUCAACUUCGGCAGGACAUAGUUACAGGACGUCUGCCCUGUUCCUUUGCAACCUUAGCAUUGUUAGGUUCUUACACCAUCCAGUCUGAGCUGGGAGACUACGACCCAGAACUCCAUGGUGCAGAUUAUGUUAGUGAUUUUAAGCUGGCCCCAAAUCAGACCAAGGAACUUGAAGAGAAGGUCAUGGAACUGCAUAAGUCAUACAGAUCCAUGACUCCAGCUCAGGCUGACCUGGAAUUUCUUGAGAAUGCCAAAAAAUUGUCUAUGUAUGGUGUUGACCUUCAUAAAGCAAAGGACUUGGAAGGAGUUGAUAUCAUCCUAGGUGUCUGCUCUAGCGGCCUUCAGAUUUACAGAAAUAAGCUGAGAAUUAACCGUUUUCCUUGGCCCAAAGUACUAAAAAUUUCUUACAAACGUAGCAGCUUUUUCAUCAAGAUUCGGCCUGGAGAGCAAGAACAGUAUGAAAGUACCAUCGGAUUCAAACUUCCCAGUUACCGAGCAGCUAAGAAAUUAUGGAAAGUCUGUGUAGAGCAUCACACGUUUUUCAGACUGACAUCUACAGACACCAUUCCUAAAAGCAAAUUUCUCGCCCUGGGAUCCAAAUUUCGAUACAGUGGCCGAACUCAGGCUCAGACCAGGCAAGCUAGUGCUUUGAUUGACAGGCCUGCCCCACACUUUGAGCGCACAGCAAGCAAACGGGCAUCCAGAAGCCUUGAUGGAGCAGCAGCCGUUGAUUCAGCAGACCGAAGUCCUCGGCCCACCUCUGCACCAGCCAUUGCUGAGAGUCAGGUCACAGAAGGCAGCGUCCCAGGUGCACCUGUUAAAAAGGUACAGAAGGAAGUAGUGAAGGUCGAAGUGAAAGAGGAAGAAGUGCCACCUGAGCAAGCUGAGCCUGAACCCACGGAAGAGUGGAAGGUGGAAAAAACCCACAUCGAGGUCACAGUACCCAUCUCAAAUGGUGACCAAACACAGAAGCUUGCAGAAAAACCUGAAGAUCUGAUAAGAAUGAGGAAGAAAAAGAGAGAGAGACUAGAUGGUGAAAACAUUUAUAUCAGACAUAGCAAUUUAAUGUUGGAGGAUUUAGAUAAAAGUCAAGAAGAGAUCAAAAAACAUCAUGCCAGCAUCAGUGAGCUGAAAAAGAACUUCAUGGAAUCUGUACCAGAACCACGGCCUAGUGAAUGGGAUAAACGCUUAUCCACUCACUCUCCCUUUCGAACAAUUAACAUCAAUGGGCAAAUUCCUACAGGAGAAGGAGUGAAGAAAACCUCUGUCCUUCCCUCGGAAAGAAAGGUUGGUGGGCCAGAGACACAGGAACGUGCUCUGUUAGUGCAGGAUGAAGAGAAAAUUAAAAGGCAAGAGAGAUCUGCUGAAAGAGCCUUGCCCCAGCAAGAGAAUGAAGAAAUUCUUCCCAAGGUUUCUAUUCCAAUCCCUGAGGAUCACAAGUCUCUCAAAAAGUGCCACCUCUACUCUAGUACUUUUUCAUCUCCUCGUAUUCCUUUCGUGAUGUCUUUUCUUGUGGUUCUUGCAUUGGCUGUCUGGUGGUUGGUCUUUCUGUGAUCACAAAACAGGGUGCUCGUCGGCAAUGUCAAGACUAAAACCAUUGAACUUUGUCUUUGACUUCUACGUGUUAUCUCCUAUGUGAUGCCCUCUGAUUUUGAUAGUUCACUGUCCUAGAGGAGCACUUGUGAUCAUAUUUCUGUCAAUGAAAUGUUACUCUUUGUAGAAUAUGGAUGGUGGGGUACAAGGAGUAGCAAUGGAUUGCCCAGGCCAGCUUUCCUCACUGAAGUUCAACAAGUUUAAGCAAAUCCAAUUUAAGCAUAUGAUAGGUUGGUACUUUUCCCAAAAGCUUUAACUCUUUUAUCCUGCAUGUUCUUAUUGUUUACUGUUGCUAUGUACUCCUCUCCAAUGUUUCACACAAAGCAAGAUAUUCUGUAGAAACAUUUGAUGGAAUAUUUUCCUAAUCUUCAAUAGGUAUUCGUGUGGCAUGGGCUCUGUAGUUUAAGAAAAAAAAUUCAACUCGCUAACCUUUCAAAAGCCUUAAAAUGAAACAUUUCAAUCUAUGAAUCUAUAACCACUCCUUUUCUUGAGCUAUCAAACCAGUAUAUACAAAGGCCUUUUUCGGAAAAGGGCUUUUGACUUCUGUGGCCUUCUUAUGUAUAUUUCUGAGAUGUACAGGGACAAAGCUUUAUCCUCUCUGGUGUACUGGAGAGAUCUGCAAAGGUUAAAUGCAGUUUUCACAAGUAUAAUGUUGGUGGUUUAAGGAAAAUGGUGCUGGUGCCCUUUAGCCUCCAGCCAGGGCUGAAUUUUCCAGACUACUCUGCCCAUCUUCCAAAGUUCUGGAAUAACAAAUGUCUUCAAGAUUUGUACAUAAACAUACCCUUAUCUGAAUUAAGAUACUGUGUUACUUCUUUAUGAAAUAAGUAAUUAUAUUGCCAGAAGCAAUAUUUAGCAAUUAUGAUAAGCUUAAAAAUAUGUAUAUCUAUAUAUUUCGUUUUUCUGAUAGACUUCAGACUUGUUUAUUCUUACAUUUGUGUUGAAAUCCAUUGUUUUAACCAAUAGCCUUGAGAGUUAAAAGUUCUAUUGUGACAAAUAUGUGUCUCCCAUUUGCAUGUUGAUUUUUAAGGCUUCCCUGAAGUAAAUACACGUGUGCUCUCUCCUCACAAAUAACUCGGAUGCCUAACCUGGUUUUUUUUCCCCCUCAACAUUAAUGAAAUCUUGCAUGUAGCUUAAGUUUUAUGGCACUUGAAUGUACCCUUAUGGAUGGUUUGGUUAAUGUUGUCUCAAAUAUUUGUUUUGAAAUCUGAGUUUAUAGGGUUGUCAAACUGAGAUUAUUGAACUUUGUUUUACUUCUUAACACUUUCCAGAUGAUGAAACUUCUAAACAUGACUUUUUGUGUUUAAGAUGAUGGCGUCUUAGAGCAAAAAAAAAAGAGAACAGUAAAGCCAAGAAUCUUUUGUCCUUCCACACCUACCACUAUUGUUCUAUUCUCUCUAGGGACAUGUAGAAAAACUUUCCUGAAAACUGCUACUCUGUUCUUAUAGGCUUUCCAAAAAGAUGAGAAAGAAGCGAGGAGCAGGUGAAAUUUUAAAAUCCGAUAUGAGCGUGUAUCUUUCAUGUCACAGGAUAUGUGUGUUUAUAAGAAAUGUUUUUAAUUAAGAUUAUUUAUUGAUUCACUGGUAAUAAGAGACGUCAAAUCAACCUGAAAUAUUGCAAAGCUGUUCUUUAACACAGAAAGUGAUCAUCCUAAGUACUCCUCUUUAGUUGUGAAAUAGCGAUAGGAGAGUUUUUCUUAUGAAAUAACAAAACUAUGGAAUUGGUUGAAUUCUUUUUAAAUUUUUUUCAAAAAACUGAAAAGGAAAUAACCUUAGGAUUUUGUUGAUACUUUUGUACGUGUUUCAGAUUAUAUUUCCUGUUUUCAUCCUUGUACAUAGCUUUUUAUUAAUUAUUAUUAUUAUAAACUUCAUACUAAUUGAAUUUUGUUUCCCAUUGUAUUGGAGUUAAUUCAAGCCCAUUAAAAGUCUAGCGUAGUCCAACAAUACUUUUUGGUUUUCUGAAGUGCGGCAGGAGUCCUCAGAGAUCCUUACGGAUGGUCAAAGGAGAGGACCUUUCUUCUUGUUAAGCAGAUAAGGAUGAUUGAGAGGGGAAAGGGCGAUCCUUUGUGAUGGACUAAUGCAGGCUCAAAAGACAUGCCCAUCUCAGUUAUCAGAGGAAAAACAUUGGACAUUACAGCUUUGUGUUAGCUAAAUGAAUGCUGCCAAUACGUUUAACAUAAAGCUGUAAACAGUCUUGGUUUCCCUCUCGCCUCUCAUUCCAUUCUCAAUACCAGAGACAGGCCCAAAUAGCUGGAUGUUAUUACCCUGGUUCAGCUUCUCAACAGCAGGUUGAUUGGUGAAAAACAAUGUAGACUAAGGGUAUCAAUUCAGACCAGUAAAAAGUCUUGGAUUUUGGCCUUAUUUUUGCUAGUAAUCAUUUCCAAGGUGACUCUAGGGUUCACUUAACUCCGUGAUGCCCAGAUUUCCACUCACCAUCACAAAGACAAAUCUACCUCAUGAGAAUGAAUCUAUAACAUAUUCCAGGAGCCAGAAGCUCUGGUUGUCAUUCUAUUCUUGGUCGUUUGGGGACUGAAAAUUAAAAAAACAAACACACAUUAACUUCUUGGAUUUUUUUAAAAAUAGAAGUAAGCAAGUAAAUAGCUAUUUAUUUCUAUCUAGUCCAUAUUGUAUGUGACCAAACACUUAAAACUACUAAAGUUAAAAAUCCCUCAUACUCUUAAGCGAUUCAUCUUACCCAUGUGGUAUACUUCGAGUGAACCAUACCUCAGAGUAAGUCCAGCAUCUAAAUUUUGGACCUAACUUUUAGCCAUUUUCUUAUGCUAACACUUGAAUUAUGAAAGAGAUUCAGUUUGCAUGGGUCUGUUCUACUACUUGUUUACAUCUUCGAAGUUUUGAAGGAAGAUGAUAUUGAAUCUGUUGACUAGAUAAGACUAAAAAUAAUCUGUGGACUAGAUGUCGUUGUCAUCAUAGAUCCUAGUACAUUUUUUCUAGUGUACAUUAAAUAUUAUUGUAAUUUUAUUCUGAAAUUUCUGUGGAUAUAAAUCAGUUCACUUUUUCUUACAUUCCUAAGUCACUACUGUAAUAUUUGCUAUAGAAAAGCAUAUAAGACAACCUACACAUUAGAGGUUUGGUUGUUUUUUGAAGGCAUUACCCAUCAUAAUUUAUAUUUAGGCUUUACCCAGUGAUUACAUAUUUACAAAAGGAAGAGAGAAAAGUUAAAAAUAAUAUGAGAUACUUUCUUGCUUUCUUGCUUUAUAGAUUUACAAAAGGAAGACGGAAAGUUUAAAAAUAAUAUGAGACACUUUUCUAGCUUUCUUGCUUUUUUCUUGCCAAGGGUAUUGAACAUUGUAAAGAUAUAUAAAACUUUUUUACUGAGUUUCCUUCCCUUCUGUUUUUCUUCACAGAAAUUGUAAAAUCCCAAACUUCUUUACAGCAUUCUCUUAUCACACUGAGGAAGUGUGUCUAUCAUACAUAGACAUUUUGCUUUUUCUCAUUGCACUUGAAGGGGACUUGUCAUUUGUAAUCUUGGUAGUAGAAGUGGAGUCAACUCCUUAUUCAUAUUCUGUGUUAUGCAUGACGUAGGAUAACUCCAUCUGCCUCCUCUACACUGUAGGGAAUAGUAUCAGUAGCUCUGCUCUCACUUCUGCUGCUGUUACCCUUCAUGCCUUAGGAUCUCCUCUUUACUAUAUCAGAACGUGAUACAAAAAGAAACAUGUUGAUGUGGACCUUAGGAAUGCACACCUGAAAAGGUUAAGAAGUUGUGGUUGUGAAAGUGAGGAAGCCAUAAUAAAGUUAGUCUGGAAGAGGAAGAAGGGUAGUAUUACAUUUUGUAAAUGACAAUAUUCUUUUCAUACAAAAACUUGAAAGAUAAAAAGAAGAGAGAGUAGUUUAUUACUCCCACAGAUCAGAAAUAAUGCCAUAUGCUAAUUUACUUUUACACUAGCCUAACCAAAUGUACAGGUGGCAGAUUGUUGAAGAAACAUAUGGGUUAGGAACGCUUUGCUAAUCUUUUGUGAUUGAUAUCCUAGAGGGCAGCCCAUCCCUUUAUCAUAGUCAAAAUCCUGUUUGGGAUAAAUAACAGAGUAAAUCUGACAUUUAAAGAUUAACAGAGGUGGGAAGGCAUAGAGUCCCAACUAUCUUUUCGGGUCCCCCUAAAUCAAUAAAGGAUGCGGUUUAAUCUCUCAUUUUCUCCUCUACUGUCUCUUUAAAGAAAAGUCUCCAUAUAUACAGGGUCCUGUCUCAACAACACAGAGAGUAAGAAUUAAAGGAGAAACUUAUUCACUGCCCACUAGGGCAAUGCAUUGCGGGGAUGGGAUGCAAAGAGGCAGCAUUAUCAGAAUUUUAGAACUGGAUAGGCUCCCAGUCCAACUCCUCUCCCCACCAGGAGAGAUGCUGACUCUUCUGUAUAUCUUUUAGAGACUCAGAGAGCAAGUGGUCAAUAUUCAGAGAGCAGCCUAUGAUUCAGUAUGUCCCAAGAUACAGCACAUUAUGUCUUUGGACAUCAACAUUCAUGUCUUCAGUCAAAGUCUGUGUCCCUGUAGCUUUCACUUCUUGGUCCUAAAUGGAGGCAUUCUAAAGGAUUUUCUAUCUUCCACAUUAUAAGCUUUUCACAUAGUUGAAAGUAACUCUCAUGUUGGGGUUAGUCCCAGUUCUUGCCCUCAGAUAACUUACCAUUUGAUGUCCAGAUCUGUCCCAGUCUUCCUCCUAGCAUGUUAUCCUUCUGCUUUCUUCCCUUCUUUUUCUAGCUUUUCUUGUUCUAUCAGGUUUUUUUUUCUUUCUGUAUCUAUUGCCCAUAGGUUGCUUCCCUAGAGUUUAUUCCAUUUUGUGCCCCUUCCCAUGGACGCAACCUCUCUGAAAGAACAUUUUGUGGUCUAUCUGUCUGUCUGUCUUUGUUUCUUUCUUUCUUUCUUUGUUUCUUUCUUUCUUUUUCUGCUUUUUAGGGCUCCACUCACGGCAUAUGGAGGUUCCCAGGCUAGGGGUCCAAUCACAGCUAUAGCUGCCGGUCUGCACCACAGCCACAGUAAUGUCAGAUCCAAGUUACAUCUGCAACCUACACCACAGCUCACGGCAACGCCGGAUCCUUAACCCACUGAAUGAGACCAGGGAUUGAACCUGCACCCUCAUAGAUGCUAGUCAGAUUUAUUUCUGCUGAGCCACGACAGGAACUCCUAAAAGAACAUUUUGAAAUUCCUGGAAAUCCUGGCUCCUUCAUAGAUCAACACGGGCAUUUGGGGUUUUUUGGUUUUGUUUUUGUUUUAGAUAAAGGGGAUAGGAGGUAGGUUAGUUUUGUGGCUUUGGAAACUUCUUGUAGCCCGGGAUCUGUUGACAAGAUUGUAUUGCUGUUAUAUCUUAAAGAAGCAUACCUCCAGAGCCUGUGUUCUGUGUUUGCUUGCCUUCUCUGACAGCCUGGCUAACCUUUACAUUCUCUAGUACCCCCCAAUGUGAUUUGAUUUAUACCACUGUGGUAUGUUACAGCUAUGGAAACUUAAUUUCUGUUUAACGGUCUGAUUAUAACUUAGAUGCCCACCAGAAAUAAUGAUAUUAAAAAUUUGAAAUGUUAAUCUAUCUCUUUUAGUUUUGCCUGCAUCCUCAAACCUAUGAGAUUCUGAGGGAAAAGAGGCCUUGUUUUAUUUAUCUUUGUUUGCCAAAGACACAUAUGUAUCUCAGACAUAUAACAGAUAAUUAACAUUUGUUAAAUUGAAUUAAAUGAUUAGUCACAUGGUAAUGGAUAAACUCUAACUUUUCACUUAGAAUCUCUUGUAUUGGGACAUAAAUUUGUACUAAAGUGAUCACCACAUGCCCAAUCAGUGUAUGCAGGUAGCCCCCCAAAAACCCACAUGUGGCCCAGAAGCCACUGUCUCUCCUAUUAAUCCUGUGCUAUGGUCCUUAAUUUAUUCAAAGAGUCUACUAUACUUCUAUGAUAGAUGUCAGUCUCUCUUGUUAAUGUCUUACAAUUUGAUUCAAUUAAAAGCUGUUAUCAAUUUAUCACAAUAAUCAACUGUUUUCACUAUAGAACAUAUUAUUGAGACUGGGAUACUUUUCUAUAUGUAUAAAUUCAUCUCGAAGUGUGAUAUCAUAAAGAGGACUUGUUAUUUGACAAUUUGCGUUUAUCCAAAAAACAUUUUGGAGAGUUCCCAUUGUGGCUUAGUGGAAACGAAUCCAGCUAGUGUCCAUGAGGAUGUGGAUUCAAUCCCUGGCUUUGCUCAGUGGGUCGGGGAUCUGGAGUUGAACUGUGGUAGAGGUCACAGGCGCAGCUCAGAUUCUGUAUUGUUGUGGCUGUGGUGUAGGCCAGCAGCUAUAGGUCCAAUUCAACCCCUAGCCUAGGAACUUCCAUAUGCCCUGGGUGCGGCCCUAAAAAAAAAAAAAAAAGCAGAAGGCAUUUUGGAAAGCGGUUUGAUACUUUUGUUUUACCCGAUAUAAAAACACCAAAUGUAUCAAACUCUUGUGAUAUCAAGAGUUUUGUAUAUCAGAUAGAUCAGGGGGUGGCAAACUUUUUCUGUAAAGAACUGGAUAAUAAAUAUUUUAGGCUUUGCAGGCCAUGUAGUCUCUGUCAAAAUGACUCAACUUUUGCCAUUAUAGAGUAAAAGCAGCAUUGACAAUAAAGAAACGUGAAUGUGCUCCAAUCAGACUUUAUUCAUGGACUCUGAAAUCUGAAUUUCAUAUAAUUGUAUGGUGUCACUAAAUAUUCUUCUAUUUUUUCCCAACUGUUAAAAAAUGUAAAACUGUUCUUAACUCACAGCCAUACAAAAGCAAGGAGAGGGCUGGAUUUGCCUGAGGCUUUAGUCUGCUGACCCCUGAUUUAGGUCUAGAGAAACAGAGAACUGACUAGUUAGAUUUUUGCCUUUGUACUGUUUUGAAGAGCUGUAGUCACAAUCUUAGUACGUCAUUCAGUGUUGAAGUAUUUUGGAUCUUGUUUAUGAUUAGAACUGGAAAACAGAAGAUGAGGCACUUGUUUCUGUUUUUGUGGCAGCCAGGGUACACCUGAAUUGUAAUCUGAAAUAUCCUGGGAGUUCCCUGGUGGUCUAGUGGUUAGGAUUUGGUGCUUUCAAUGCUGCGACCCAGGUUCAAUCUCUGGUCUGGGCACUGAGAUCCUACAUCAAGCUGCUGCACACCAUGGCCAAAAAAUUAAUCAAUGAAAUAAAAAUAAUAAUAAAAUAUCUUUACCCGCUAUAGCACCAAUCUCUGUCAGUUUUCCCAAUUGUUCUGUGUUAACUAUGCUCUUAAGUAUUUGGUGACUAAUCCAGCCAAUCCUUUGGUUCUGUUUGAUUUGGAAGUGUCUGCCUCCAUUUCCCCCUAAGGAGUAAAGAAACAUGUCCCAGAGUCACUCUCUCUUUAGCCAGGUUUUAGAGAUAACUAACAAGCAUGGUAAAGAAAGUGAAAUGAUUUUCACUCUGAACUUUUGGUACACCAUAGUGUUUUGAGUAGUUGUAUAAAUUUAAGGUUGGGUAUCUAAAGGAAACAUUUUAGAAAGUUCCUCUUUCAAAGUAAAGAGAGUUUUCUGAGAGAAAUGCCCUAAUUCAGGGCCUAUUUGGGCAGUAUUUAAUAAGUCAGAAUAAAAUAAAAUUGUAUUUUUUUCAGAGUAUCUUUGCUCCCUGGUUGACAUAAUUGUGUUCUGAAGAAUUCCUUGAUCUGAAGAUCUGCAGUUUGCUUUGGGAAGUGCUUUUUUUUUUUUUUUUUUUUUU